GUGGAACAGAGGAGGCAGCAGCAGCAGCGUGGAGCUUGCUCUCUCUUUACCAACAACACGAAUCAGCAGCCACCAGAGAUUUCACAGGCAACAACAUUAAACUCUAUCAGCGCUGAAUUUGCUGCCUGGGGAUUUGGAGAUGAGACCCAUCACAGCGGCACUCAUUCUGCUUCUUGUAGCAGUCUCUACAUUGCAUGUUGAAGGUUCAAAGUGCAAAUGUUCCAGAAAGGGGCCAAAAAUAAGAUUUACAGAUGUGCAGAAACUAGAAAUCAAGCCAAAAUAUCCAUACUGUGAAGAACGGAUGAUCAUUGUAACCAUGCAGAACGUGUCACGGUUCCGAGGCCAGCAAUACUGCCUGCACCCUAAACUCCACAGUACAAAAAAAUUCCUGAAGUGGUACACAAUAUGGAAGGAUAAAAACAGAGUAUAUGAAGAUUAAAUGAAAACGCGGCUGGAAAGGAAUCUUGACGUGGGCCCUUUGGCUGAAGAGGUUAACGGAACACAGAUUCUUUCCUGUGCUUCACAUACAGAUGGUGUUUGGACUUUAUUACGAGGCACUCUUUAAGAAGAGCCAGUUUUAACGGUUUCUAGUCAUACACAGAGGGUUUUUUAGAACUCAUAAUUGUCUCCUACACUUCUGAGUUUAUAUACGCCUGCAUAUUCCAUGACAUUGGACUUGUACUGCCGUUCUUUUAUGAUCCAUAGUCUGCGCUUGUUUGAUAGGUUAAUAGAACUGUCUAUAUGAGCUUUAUAAGUUCAUUACAUGGGAAGGUACGCUAGUGUCCCCGAAUUUCCUCUUGAGCUGCCUACAUUGGCCGACAGCAGUAGAACUUCUCCUCUUUUUAAUUCAAACUCUUCUUCUCGUGCUGUAUACAUAAUCCAUAGCAUGGAAGGCCUUUGCCUGUAAAAUAGCUUGGACUCCUCUACAAAGUGUUACCUUUUAGUUGCAGCUUAAUGGCUUCAUAUUUUAAAAACUGUCACUUUGUGGAUAUAGCGCACUUUGAUAUCAUAAAGAUUCCUUCAAAAAUUCCUUUUUUUUUAAUCUCACAAAGUCUGGCAAAUGUUUGCUGGAUUAUUUAGCAUGAGGAAAUGUUUUGGUAAAUGAUCGGUUUCUAAUACAGAUUGCUUCUCUGUUUUGUUAGUAUUUAUUGGUACAAAAUACGCUUGUUUAACCCAUUCUUGCCCACCGCAUUAGCAGUGCCAACUGCUAGAUUUUGUAAACUUCAGAGCAAGAGAAUGAGAGGAAUUAAUGAGAAAUACACUCAAUAAGUGGCUACUUCUGUCUCAAGUGCCAGAUAAAAAAAGAAUAAUAAAACCCCCUCCCCAAAAAUGUAAAUUGUGAUGCAAGACAUUUAGAUGGUUAUGUAUUAAAAUCCGAAUGUUAAAAUUUCUAAAAAUUUUAUUUUUUUUGCACUCGAAAACUCCCUGAUUUAUUAUACCCUGAUGCUGCAAAAAGCCAUAUUCCAAAAAUCUCCCAUCUCAGACAUGUUGAGGUCCUCUGUAAGUCAACGCCUAUCUCAGUUUUCGAGGUCUGCGAUGGGUUUAGCCCGAAAAUCUGACUUGGGGUUUUCUGGCAAAAACUCAAAAAAAUUCAAGCAAAUUGGGGAAAAAAGCCUGAAAAAUUCGAGCAAUUCGGGGAAAAAGCUCCAAAAAUUCAAGCAAUUCGGGGAAAAAAGCCCGAAAAAUUCAAGCAAUUUAGGAAAAAAGGCCAAAAAAUACAAGCUAUUCUGGAAAAAGCCAGAAAAAUUCAAGCAAUUCAGGAAAAAAAAGCAUGAAAAAUGUGAGCAAAUCGGGAGUGAUUCGGUCUUUUGCUCUAUUUUAUCGAGUUAUUCCACAAUCUGAUUUUAAUAGAGUUUUUAUUUUAAUAAAUAAGCUAAAAUCAGGCAUGGGUGUGGUUUUUUAAAAUAAAAUGAGAUACAUUCGGAUUUUAGUAAACAAAAAAAAAAACCUUAAUCAAUAGAGAUUUUAAUUUACUAGCAUCUACAAUUGCUGAAAAUUGUAAACAAAAACCUCAAAUUGACUAAAUACCCUAACACCCCCUUUCCUGAACUCCCCUACCCAAACACUAGAGACGCCAAUACCAUGUGAAUGAAUAAACUGGGGAGCCUCCAUACAAACCUUAUAUGGAAGAUGCCAGACAAGGGGAAUUCAUGGAACUCAGAGAACUUUGUUGUAUCGCUGGAUCAACAGUUUUUGAUUUAAAUAAGCUGCCACCACUGCUUCCCUAUCCAUAACUAAACAUGGACACUCAACAUUCUGGCAUUGGAAUCAAUGUUGUAGGAUUUAGAAGCAAUUUCCAUACUGUGUAAAUAUUAGAACAGAGAAGCUACAGUUCAGCACACAAACGUGGAGUUUCUAUUGGUUUCUGUAUCCAUUUAUGGCUAGGACUUAAUAUGGAUAGAGAUGACAGGUAUCAAUGGAACAUUUUCAACCAAACCUGUGUGCCCACAUCCAAACGACCCAAAUGCUGGAAUAACCUGCAUGGAAUUAGUCAGGUUCUAGGUGACGCAUUGGUAAAUCAGGGGCACAAUCAAAGGGCAAAUGGAUAAUGACCUACCAUCUAAAUUCAAUCAUUUUGCAAACCACCAGAAGUUUGGAUCAAGUCCUUGUACUGGACAUUUCUGGUACCAGUUUUUAUAGUCAAAUUAACAAAAUGCCUGUAUGUGUCCAGCUUAAAGGGCACCCUAAAAAGGGUUAAACUAAAAUAUUUCCCCCCAUCACCGGUGCGGACUAAUAGAGCCCGCACUUCAGUUGGGAAUAACCCACGUUUUUUUUUAAAUUUGCCCUUUUCACUGGAAGGAAGCUCCUGGUUCAAGCGGCCAUGUUAGGGCACAUGCAUGUGAUUAAGAUUGAGUAUAUGGGAGAUGGCCUUCCUGUGAUUCAGAGCUUACUGGAUAAGGGGUUUCCAGAUAACUGAUCCUUGACUUGUACAAAUUAUAAUACUAAUGUUAACUGUCUGAGAUGUGUAGCCAAAAUUAGAUUUACAGGUAUGGGAUCUAUUAUCAAAACCCGGGAUCUUUCCAUAAUUUGGAACUCCACGCCUCUAGAAUGCUAAAAAAACAUUUCAAUAUUGAAUAAACCCAAUAGGAUUGUUUCUCUGCCAUUAAGAAUGAAGUAUAUCCUAGUUGGGAUCAAGUACAAGCUACUGUUUUACUAUUACAGAGAAAAAGGAAAUUGUUUUUAAAAAUUAGAAUUAUUUGCUUAAAAUGUGCUCUGUGAUGGCCUUCCCAUAAUUCAGAGCUUUCUGGAUAGGGGAUCCCAUAUCUGUACAAUGAAAACUAAUAACAGGUGUGACCCGAUACCAAGCUGGACAUAAUAUAUCAAUAUAUACACAAUCUAUAUAUAUAUAUAUACAGCUUUCAGACAGUACACAUUUCCAACUGGCAGUUUCCACAGAAAGCAGACCAUUAAAUCAUACCUUUAUAAUUUGUAAAUAGAAUUUAGCAGGAACGCUUGGUAUAAAUAUUUGUAUAUUACCUACACAUGUAAUGUAUUGUAUUGCUAAAUUAUCGUGUCAUAUUUAAGUAUUUUCCUUACGUAGAAAGUUGCAUGCUGGUUUCUUAAUUCUUUUUCAAAUAAACUGGGGGGGGGAAAAUGAAAA
Xenopus laevis (African clawed frog) is the source of this 3601-nucleotide messenger RNA. RefSeq names its product chemokine (C-X-C motif) ligand 14 L homeolog (gene cxcl14.L). Gene Ontology annotation, molecular function: chemokine activity. Gene Ontology annotation, cellular component: extracellular region. The record is from RefSeq and is marked provisional. Gene Ontology annotation, biological process: immune response; cell chemotaxis. Lineage: Eukaryota; Metazoa; Chordata; Amphibia; Anura; Pipidae.